GAGAACUAUAAAAUGAAGGGGCUUUGUAGGGUUUUAGGACCAGAUUACUACUCGGUCAAAUUUGAUCUCCCUUGUUUUUUUCCACAUCCAGUUGCGAUCUACUCAUGAGCUAUUUUUUGAAAAGAGCGUUGUUAUCUUCUCCAAGAAAUUCUUCUCUCAUCCCGGUCGUAGCUGUUGCUGUCGCGGGAUCGGGUCUAUUUUAUGCUAAGAGCAACCCGGAUUCCUUCACAAGGGUUUCUCUGUUGAUCCCUGCGCCAUUUCUUGAAUCUCUGCAAGUACCAUGGCGAGUCUCACAAGACUUGUUUCAGCCCCCUUCACUUCUGUCAUCAGACCCAGCGCAAUUAGGGAACCUUCCAUUAUUUUCUUCUAGAGUUAGUCCUACUCCACCCGUGGAUGUCCUUGUUGCAGCUGGAGACAACACAAAAUCUCAUGAUCGAUAUUUAGGCAGAGAUUCCUUUGCUAAUGCUGCUGCAAGGGUUGGGCCGGCUGUUGUCCAUAUAUCAGUUGCUCAGGUUGGUCCUUAUGGAAUUAAUGCCGGAUCAAAUAUGGGCUCGGGAACGAUUAUUGAUGCAGAUGGUACUAUAUUGACCUGUGCUCACCUUGUAGUUGGUUCUCAUGGCGUACGAGGAUUGUCCAAGGGAAAGGUUGAUGUUACUUUACAAGAUGGUCGGACAUUUGAGGCUAAAGUGUUGAAUGCUGAUUUACAUUCUGAUAUUGCAAUUAUAAAGAUCAAUUCCAAAACUCCUCUUCCAACUGCAAAAUGUGGUUCUUCAAGCAAGCUUCGUCCUGGUGAUUGGGUUAUAGCCUUGGGCUGUCCUCUUUCCCUUCAGAACACUGUAACAGCUGGUAUUAUAAGCUGUGUUGAUCGAAAAAGCAGUGAUUUGGGCCUUGCUGGAAUGCAUAGAGAGUACUUGCAAACAGACUGUGCAAUCAAUCCAGGAAAUUCUGGUGGUCCCCUUGUGAAUAUUGAUGGAGAAAUUGUGGGUGUUAAUAUUAUGAAAAGAUUAGCUGCAGAUGGAUUAGGUUUUGCUGUACCAAUCGAUGCAGUUUCCAAAAUCAUGGAGCAGUUCAAGAGGAAUGGAAGAGUUGUCCGGCCUUGGCUUGGAUUGAAAAUGGUAGAUCUUGAUGGCAUGAUGAUUGCCCAGCUCAAAGAAAGAGAUGCUUCAUUCCCCAAUAUUGAGAAAGGUGUUCUUGUAGCUAUGGUAACUCCAGGGUCCCCUGCUGAUCGUGCUGGGUUCCGUCUGCGUGAUGUCGUAAUUGAAUUUGACGGGAAGCCAGUUGAAAGCAUCAAGGAGAUCAUCAAAAUAAUGGGUGACAGAACCGGGAAACCCAUGAAGGUAUUCGUGACAAGAGCUAACAAUGAUUCAGUAACUUUGACUGUAAUUCCAGAGGAAGCCAAUCCAGACAUGUGAAGGACAAUCGUCUUCCUUUCUGCUGUAUAAAAUUGCAGCUUCUUUGAUCACCAUGGAAAUUUCUGAGUAUGCUGCAGAUCGUUUGUCAGAAAGUACAUUUACUGUCUCCCUGCCGGUAAAAAAGCAUCGAUUCGCCAUGGAAUUUUUUUACUGCAGGGUGAAAACUCUUGAUCCUUAAUUUUUGGUUGACAUCUUGAUUCUUGUUGGUUAUGAUAUAUGGAGAUUUUUCCAUUGGGAUUAUUCGUAAAAAUAUAAUUAAAGAUUUUACUGCAUUUUGGAAUGUUUA
Molecule: messenger RNA, 1698 nt
Organism: Carica papaya (papaya)
Lineage: Eukaryota; Viridiplantae; Streptophyta; Magnoliopsida; Brassicales; Caricaceae
Gene: DEG14
Product: Trypsin family protein with PDZ domain-containing protein
Biological process (GO): proteolysis
Molecular function (GO): protein binding; serine-type endopeptidase activity
Source: RefSeq, a predicted model, not a curated record